Messenger RNA from Anoplopoma fimbria (sablefish), 3602 nucleotides. RefSeq names its product kinesin family member 18A (gene kif18a). The transcript is spliced from 18 exons. The coding region runs from base 266 to 2992 and encodes 908 amino acids. Gene Ontology annotation, biological process: microtubule-based movement. Gene Ontology annotation, molecular function: ATP binding; microtubule binding; microtubule motor activity. NCBI's taxonomy places the organism in Eukaryota, Metazoa, Chordata, Actinopteri, Perciformes, Anoplopomatidae. The record is from RefSeq and is a predicted model, not a curated record.
AAGGAGGCUUGUUUUUGAAAAUAUUGGCGCGUUUCGUGCUAGCUGUGACCGGCUACCUAGCUAAAGCUGUGUCUCCGUCCCGAGAGAGUCUGUUUACCAAUACGAGCUACUCGCGUGACACCGUGACACCGUGGUUGUGUGCAAUGAAAGAGACUCUUAUCCGACUAAAGGCAAGACGUGACCACGCGCAGGGGACUCGACUGUGAAAGAACACGACGCAAAGUCACCGUUGGAGCAACACUUCAGUCACUGCAGAAGGACCAAAAUGGCAAGUGACGUGUGCAGCCAUGUGAAGGUGGUAGUUCGAGUGAGGCCAACUAGCGAGACUGAGAAGCGUGAAAACUGUCGAAAUGUGGUCCAGGUUGUUGACAACCACAUGCUCAUAUUUGACCCCAAGGAACAGGACACAUCAUGUUUUGGGUCACGAAGUGUACGAAACAGAAAUAUCAACAGGAAGGCUAACAAAGACCUUAAGUUUGUUUUUGACCAUGUCUUCGGUGAGAAUUCUACCCAAGAUGACAUCUUUGAGAGCACCACUAAAGGAGUGUUGGACGGUGUGAUGAAUGGAUUUAACUGCACAGUGUUUGCCUACGGUGCUACUGGAGCAGGCAAGACGCAUACUAUGUUAGGUGCGCAAAAUGAGCCUGGGGUCAUGUACCGCACCAUGACAGAGCUGUUCAAACGCAUGGAUGAUGCCAAGGAGGAGAAAGAGUUUGCUGUUGCAUUCUCAUAUCUUGAGGUGUACAAUGAAACGAUCAGAGACUUGUUGGCUAAUGUCGGCCCUCUUGCAGUCAGAGAGGACAGCUCUAAAGGAGUGGUUGUUCAGGGCCUCACACUUCAUCAGCCUAAAUCUGCAGAGCACAUUCUUGAGGCUUUGGAUUCUGGCAAUCGCAACAGGACACAGCACCCCACUGACAUGAAUGCCACCUCUUCCCGGUCCCAUGCUGUAUUUCAGAUAUAUUUAAGACAGCAGGACAAAACGGCCAGCCUCAAUCCUAAUGUCUGUGUAGCCAAAAUGAGCCUGAUUGAUCUGGCGGGCUCAGAGAGAGCCAGCGCCACCAACACCAAAGGGGCACGACUGCGGGAAGGUGCUAACAUCAAUCGCUCACUUCUUGCCCUGGGAAAUGUAAUCAAUGCACUUGCUGACCCGAAGAGUAAGAAAACUCAUAUACCGUACAGGGACAGCAAGCUGACGCGGCUACUUAAAGACUCCUUGGGGGGCAACUGCAGAACGGUUAUGAUUGCCAACGUUAGCCCCUCUUCCAAGUCGUACGAUGACACCCACAACACACUUAAAUAUGCCAACAGGGCCAAGGAGAUUAAGUCCUCGCUGAAAAGUAAUGUUGUAAGCCUGGACAGCCACAUUGGCCAGUACGCAGUGAUAUGUGAGAAGCAGCGGCAAGAGAUUCUACUGUUGAAGAAAAAAAUGAAUGAAUAUGAGAACAACAUGGUGCAUGGGGCUUCUAACACGAUCUCAUCUCAGAAACAAGCAGAGUUCAAAAGGGUGUCAGAAGCUCUGCAGCGAAUCUUCUCGGGCCGGGCCCAAAUCAGGAAAGAACAGCUGGAUCUGGAGAGACAACUGAAGGAGAAUGAGCUGCGCCAGCGGUACACUGAGGAGGACAACCUGCAGGUCCAAUAUUUCUGUGCCAAGGAAAAGACUGAGAAGGUAACUUGUAAGCACGAGCGGAAGAUUGCCAGCUUACGCACUCAGCAGCAACACAUUCGCAAACGUUUGAAUGAGACAGAAUCACGCUUCCUGGACAAUGACGGCUGGCUUCAUCGUGUCGAGAAUGAGAUUAAGCUGCUGAAGUCGAAUGAUCAGACCUCAGAGGUUUUAGAUAAGAGCCUACAUUGCCACAGACUGGAGCUGCAGGUUAAUGACCUCAAACAACACAUCAAGCAGAUGGUUGAGCUCACUGCACUGCAGGAUCAAGAGAACAAGCGUAUGCAGAAAAUGGUGAACAUCUUGUUGCCAGCUUACAGUCGGCACUACUCUGAGUUGCGGGGGGCUGGGCAGGUCACAGCCGCUGACGAGAUGGAGAACCAUGAACUAGAGCACCUUGUGUUGAGGGAGAGAGGCGUGGUCUGGGCUGACCAGGAAGCAGUGGGGCAGCAGCUGAAAGGUGGGGGGAUUGGAGAGGGGUCGCGGGAGGCAAAUGAUUUGGACCGCAGCGAGUUGGCACCUGUCCUGUCUUUCUCACAUCUGUUAUACCACCAGAACAGCCCCUGCAGUGCAGAGGGCCGAACGAAAAGAACAUCACUGUGCAACGCUGCUCCAUCACUGAAAGGUGAAGGAAAACAGACAGAUAUGAAACUGGAACCAAGUCUUAGAAUGCCAAUCAGAAGAAAUUUGUCUGCGUCACUGCCACCGCAAAGCCCCCCGACCGUUGCCAAGGCCCAAGUGUUUGAGGAGGGUAUGUUCCCACUCCAGUGCACACCAGAACCUUCACAAAAAACAGUUUUGUCCGUGCCACAGAGCUCCCACAGCGCCAUGGAUCCCAACAUGACAUUUGAAGUUCUGGAAAACGAUGAACAAACUGCAAGCAAUGCAACCAUUAUAAUAAGCAGUGGAAGUCCCUGUCGAGCAUCAACGUCAACGGACUUAUCGGUUCCCGGCCGACUACUCCAUCCUCCCAAGGCCAUUGAGGGGAACCAGGUUCCUACUAAAAAACAACAGACCUCGUCUUUACAAGACGUGAGACGAGCCAACCGGACCUACAUGGACAUGACGUCUGCUGCAAAAGGAAAGCGUAAAGUUAACUGCAUCCAAGAAGAGUUAACACAAAGUGUCUCUGCACCAAAGCGCAUAAAGAAAGACCCCUCAGUGCCGUGCAGACCACUCAGAGUGCAUCGUUUUGCUGGUUCAGAGGAGAACAAGCCUCGACGAGUUGUGAGGAGCGUUUCUGAAGGGAAUCUACUUGAACCUCAGAAAUCCAGGUCCUUUUUUUACAAAACAUCCCAGCAGUUAAAACGAGUGACCAAACGCAUGUAAAGCAACAUUGUGUUUGAACACCAUUUAGCCUUCAUGGACAUUUUUAUCUCUCAUCCCUCUUCCAAUGGUAUUCAUCUUUUCAAAAAUAUUUUCUCAAAACCUAAAAUAAAAUGUUCCAUUGUAGAUUUCUCCAACAGAAGUGAAAUUGUAAUAUGACGAAAUGUACUAAAAGUUGCACUAUUUAGUUUUUGUCUUCGAUUUAGCCUCACACUGCAGUGUAAUUUUACUUGACUUGUAUAUAAACAUUGUAUAGGACAUCUGUAUAAAUUAUAGUUUAAGGAAUUGUUUUUUUUAAUUUCCAAGCCUGCCUUUUUUAUUUUGAACAUAUAUAAUAAAUCACUCAUAUUAACUAAAAGCAAGAAUGAAAACUUGUCCUGUGGAAGUUCUGUGUCUUACACACGUUAUGUGUUUUGAACUAUUCUCUAAAAAACAAUUGGUUAUUACCUCAAAUGCACGUAUGGCUUCAAAAAAAAAUGAAACUUCUCUACACCGAGCUGUUUGUAUUUUUUAUCCUUUUUUUUUUUUUUUUUUUUUAAUCCUGUACAGGUACUAACUUGGGGUUAUAGAUAUUUCAUAAUUAAAGUGCUUGUAACAGAAUCUUUGGCUGUUU